ACAAAAAUAUAUUUGCUUUAAUUGACUUUAUUUUCUUAUUUGAACAUUGUAUAGAAAACUUUUGAGCAGUUAGCGUCAUUUUCUGUUUACGCCGUCAAAGGUAUAAACGCAGGCGAAUGCAUGCUCAAACUUCGCGCCAGCUCCAAUUCUAGCAAAAUUAUGUUUUAUAUUAAAUAUUAAUAUAUAUCGAGCUUGUUACGCAGUAGAGGAUAUUGGCGGGCUGUUGGUUGUCCCGCGCCAGGCAACGCAGUUGUGUAUAAUUUGUCUUUAUUAUACAUAUAAAAGAAAUCGAAACCAAAGAGGUUAGUUUAGUUUCAUUUUCACCAUCCAAACUGGACCGAUGCGUAAUGCAACCAGCGCUAAUGGAUGAGGAUGGAGAGCGUGGAAUGUGUGGGGGACGUUCAGGCUGUGGUGGCCCAGGAGGCUAGUGCUUUAGUGGACUUGCUUUGUGAGCUGGACACCAGUGUUCUGAAUCAGAUUUUGGCUUUGGUGGAACCUAGGACACAGGACCAGCUACGCUCACUGGCAAAUACUAGAGAUCGUGUUUUAGCUGUUAUAGAUUACUUCAAGACUUCAGACUGUACCACAUGUAGACAGUUUCUUCGCACUGUAUUGCACUACUGUGAAAACAUUCCUUUUUUUCUUGAAACCACACUGGUGUCCAUAGCAGAAAAUACAUCUGAAGCAAACUUUAAUCACACGAGCGACACUGAUACUUCUUCACCAUCACAUAAUGUGAAACGUCAACGACUGGAUUAUUUACAGAGUUACACCGAUGCUCUGAAAUCCACGCUACUGCAGAAGCACGAGUCAGUGAUACAAUCCGUUGUAAAAGACAUCCGUCUGGAUGACACGUGGGUGUAUUUAAGGCACAGGAACCCCAACAAAACAAAAGAUAGGACCGCUCAUGUUUCUCCUGACCACCAGGAUGGAGAAGAUACUUCAUUGGAACAUAAAGUGUCAGUUGAGUCUCUUCUGAAAACCUCUGGGAGACUUCUUGUGCUUCUGGGUCAGGCUGGAUCUGGUAAGACCUUGUUGGUGCACUGCCUCGGCCAAAGGUGGGUUGAUGGCGCCUUCCCAUCCAUUCACUUGCUAUUCCUGCUGGAGUUUCGGCAGCUUAACCUCAUGUCAAGAGACUUGUCCUUAAAAGAACUGCUGUUUCUCUUCUACCCUCCGAGCGAACACUUUAAGGAGCAAACCGAAGCCGUGUUUGCAUUCCUCUUCUCCAACCCUGAGAAGGUCUGCUUCAUACUCGACGGCUACGAUGAGUUUCGAUCCAAGUUUACGAAUCCGGAAAAGCUUGAUAGUGCCAUUGACCCAAACAAACCCAUGCCCAUGCCAGAUCUCCUCUCUGGAUUGUGCAAUCAUAAAAUCCUUCCGAAUUGCACUGUGUUGGUCACCUGUAGGCCACGGGAUGUGACGGACAUGUUCGGGAGCCCUGGUUUCAUAACAUGCGAACUGAUGGGGUUUGACCGACUGGGUGUGAAGGAGUAUGCUGAGCAGUACUUCCACAAAAAAGGAGAUGAAUUUAAGCAGAAGGCUGUAAACUUGUUGAUGGACAAUCGUCAUCUUCUGUCAAUGUGUCAUGUUCCUGGGCUCUGUCAUAUCUGCUGUGUAUGUAUGGAUUAUCUGUUCUCCAGUGUUGGAGAUCAUGGUAAUCCACAGCUACCUAUAUCCCUAACCCAAAUUUACAUUCAGAUCUUGUCUGCAUUUCUUAGCCGCUCCAGUGGGGGUCAGUUGUCUGGCAUAUCUAUGCUGCAAAGAUACAAAAUAAAAAUAAUCGAGAUGAGCCAGUUGGCUCUUUCAGGGCUCGAGAAAGGCACACUAGUCUUCAUGGCUACAGAAGUUUCUCCAGAACUCCAGGAUUUUGGUGUCAGAACUGGGAUCCUGUCCCGUGUGAAGCUGACGCGUGAGGAUGGAUCUUCAGGGUAUGGUUUCACCUUCAUGCACCUUACUAUGCAGGAGUUCCUCGCCGCUAUCAAUCUCAUGACCAGUAAAAGCAUCACAGAGAGUCAGCUUAAGAAGAAACUUAACUUGAAAACCCGCUGGACAACCAAGACUGAUCCUAAAUCUGUCUUCACUGAUUCUCUCCAUCUUUACGUGUGUGGUCUUGCGGCUGAGGCGUGCACCCUUAGUCUGGUCCAGCUGAAAGAGACAGAUGGUGCCACGACUUGGGUACGAAAGCGCCAAGCCGCGGUACGGGACUUUUUACGCUCUUUAGCAGGAAGUGCAAGUCAAACUGGCCCCAAAAUCGUUGAGCUGUGUCGAUGUGUUCAUGAGACACAAGAUGCUAAGUUGGCAAGGGCUGUUGGUUCAAGACCCCAGUUUGAACUGCGAAAUAUCAGACUCAAUGCUGUUGACAUGGAGGCUCUGGCAUUUGUAACAGCAGCUGCAGAUCAGACUGUGUGUUUGGACUUUGGUGGCUGUUCCAUUGAUCUUGAUUGUUUGGAAAUUCUGCCUAGUUUUAAGAAUGUCGACCAUCUGAUUUUUCGCAGCCGUAAGUAUGAUGACAAGUUUGCAGAGGCUUUGUGCGGUAUCUUGCGUGAACUUCAGGCCUUGAGGCAAUUAGAUCUUAUCAGUGGAGGCCUUACUGAUGUUGGAGCUGCUAAACUUGCCAGGGCUUUGCAGGACUGUCCACAUAUCACACACAUUAAUGUCAGCGAUAAUUCUUUGAGAGAUGACGGGAUAAGAGAUAUUGCAGAAGUACUAUCCAGAUUACCCAACACCUCUUCCAUUGUGAUGGGGAAAAACAACAUCUCCACAGAUGGAGUUCUCAUGCUUACUGAGAUGAUGACUGUCUGCCCCUCUGUACAGGAAUUCUAUGUUGAGGGAAAUAAGGAGAUCAACAUUUCCUUUUCAAAAAGCAGUGACACAACAUGUGAAAACAUGGACCUGAAUCAAACAAAAGAGGCAAAGAACAUAACGUUAAAACAGUGUAACAUCACAUGUGCUCAUGUAGCCAGCCUGUCUACUAAACUCAAAGGCUUCAUAACUGUUUUAGAUUUGUCCAACAACUCGCUAGGAAACAAGGGCAUAAAGAAAAUUCUAGACCUUAUGCCUAAACUUGGAAUGAUUCAGGAGAUCAAUGUCAGUAAAAAUGGGGUAGAUAUGGACGGGUUGGUGUUGCUUGUUUCUGCUCUUUGUACGCAGAGGAACCUAAGGAGAGUGGAUGCAAGUGCAAAUGGAAAGGACAAAUUGGUUCUUUGGUUUGACACCAGCAAGAGACUUUCGAAACAGCCAGCCCCAAAUGAAACUGGGUUACAUCUGCAUAAAAAACUCAGUUUAACCCACAGUGAAAUACAACCCCCCUACAUGACCAAACUGUUUAAGCAGCUGGUCAAGUGUGAAAACCUACUGGAUAUCGAGUUCUCCCAUCUAAAACUGUCAAAUGAGACGGUAGAGAAGUUGAUGUUAAUUCUUCCUGAAAUGUCUUCUCUUCAACUACUGAACUUAAGUCAUGUUGACAUGUCUACGAAUGGGGCUUUGUCAUUGGUCAGAUCUCUUGUUGACUGUCAGCGCGUCACAGCAGUGGAACUCAGGCACCAGGCUGAAGCAUUUAUUAAGUUUGUUCCUGUAAAGGCAGAGGCAGCCAUUUGCAGGCUCAUGGAGUAUAAACUGAACAGAACCAAUGUUGAGAAGCUCUCAAGGAUACUUGAGGACUGUCCUCAUCUAGCAGAACUGGAUUUGUCCCAUAACCUUCUCCGGGAUGAGGGCGUGAAAUGUUUUGUCGAUUGUUUGCCUAAACUGAAGAUCUCCAGCUCAGUGAGCCUUAAUGGCAACAGAAUGACACAGUUGGGGGCACUGCACCUGGUCAACUCAAUGAACACCUGUGAGAAAGUGGUUGCUGUUGAAGUCAGUCUUGGAGUGGAAGAUCAGUCUCUGAUUCAGUUUGUGCAAGAACACGUCAACGGCAAGACUCUCAGACUAAAAGAGUGCAGUUUCGAAGUCAACCACUUGCAGCAGCUUGUGGAAAUACUGAAGAGAUGUCCCAGACUACUGACAUUAGAAUUGUCAUCCAGUUUACUGCACGAUCAAGGCCUGUUUUCUUUACUUGACUGUCUGGCCAAACUAUCCACAAUACAAACUGUCAAGUUAAGAAAUAAUGGUUUGAGUUUGGAGCAGAUUGAGUAUUUUUUGAAACAGCUCAGCUGCUAUCGCCAACACAGAGACAUCAGGAUUGAAGAGCUGUGUUUGACAGGAAGUGCUGUGGUCAGUCUUGUCAGUAACUGCUUGAAUUUGGAAUCCCAAAUUGAAGAAAUCAGGGUCAACCGCGCAUGCAUAAAUGUCAUUAUAGAUGCCAAUUCCAGUCUUCAUUCUACUUCUGUAACGCAUUCUGAAAACAGAGAUUUCCCGCUGUGUACUCUGAGAUCCAUCAGUUUUAAUGACUGUGAUACAGAAGGACAUCAUCUUACUCCAUUAAUACCUCCCAUGCAGAAAUGUCAUUCCUUGCAGAAUUUAAAAUUCUCUCAGCUCAAAAUGGACAGAAAAGGUGUCGAGUUUUUUUCUGUAGUCAUUCCAUCCUUAGUGAGUCUAAAGAACCUCAGUCUUGAUUUGAAAGGAACAGCUGAGGAUGAGGUGGCAGUACUUGUGGAAGCAUUACCAAAAACUCAAACAAUUGAGACUGUGAGUUUGUCUCAGCUGGUUUUGAAUGACAGCGGGGCUGCAGUAUUUGGCAGGGCUCUUCAAAAUCUGCCACAUCUUAAGUCACUCAGUCUCCUCCAGUGCUCUGGUUGGACAGCAGCUCGAGGGUGUGACUUGGUCAGAGGUCUGGUGCAAUGUCUCUCUCUGGCAGAAAUCAGGAUAAACUCUUUGGUUCUGAAUGAAGAGGGCAUCUCCAUCUUGGCCAAAGGCUUGUGCAGUAUGGCUUCCCUUAGGAAGCUCAGCUUAAACAACAUAAGAGUGGAAACAUCCGAGACAUUUGUGAAUGGCACUGGCAUACUCUGUCUCCUGGCCUCCUUUCAGGAAUUUAGACAGAUGGAAGAGAUUGAGUUGGAGAGCUGGCGAAUGGGAGACAGUGGAACUCAUGAACUUGUGAAGCAUAUUUCUUCGUGGACCGAACUAAGAAAUAUAAAUCUGUCAAACAACAAUAUUAGCGACGAGGUUGGAGAAAUGCUGGUAGAGGCACUAUCACGCUGCACGGUUCUUCAGAAACUACAGCUCUCCAAAAACCGUCUGGGUCAAGCUUGUGCUGCUAAGCUAUCACAAGUCUUUCCUUUACUGACUCAGAUCUCAGACCUCGAUUUGUCAGAGAAUCAGUUUGGUCAAAAAGGGACUUUGGCACUUUGUGAAGGUCUGGACAACAUGAAGGCACUGAAAAGACUAAACUUGACUUCGAUUGGAAGUUCAGACCUGGUUGGUGUGGCAUCAUCCCUCAAACAUUGUCCAGCCAUUGAGGAUGUCAGCUUGUCUUGGAAUGAAUGUGGUGAUACUCUGGCAUGGAAACUGGCUGAGGUUCUUCCUCUGUGUACAAUGUUGAAAAGACUUGACCUGGAGGCCAAUAAAAUAAGCACAAAAGGAGCCGUGGAGAUUUCCAAAUGCCUCCCAUCAUGUAAAUCCAUUGAAGUGAUAAGGCUCUGGAGGAACCCAGUUGCCAAAGACGAUGAGAAUCUGAAAGAUCAGAGACUGAACUUCUCAUCAGUUUAAUCAUAUUUUUAUGAUUUUCAUUUUUUUCACUUUUUAUUCACUGUAAAUAUAAAGUGUAAGUGCUGUUUUAAUAUUUAAAUAUUUUGAAUUUAAUUGGAGAACACAUUACCUCUUUAGAGCAACUCACCAUAUCCAAAAAAACAGUUUAUCCGGCUGUUCAGGGAUUUUUCUGGAGUAUGUCUAAUCUAUUGAAGGAUAUGUUGGUAACAGGCUCUGCUCAGUUAAGAGAAAAAACAGGUAAAGUGAUCCACUGGGAACUUUUUAAUGUUUUUCUGCAUUCAAAAGUCUAUCUAAUUGAGCACUGUCAUGCUUUACUGAUAUUCAACUGGGCUAAAGCUCCAUUACAGGCAUUCCUCCAUUCACCCUCCCUGGACAGCACUAUGUUGUGUUCUCCUUUAAAAUACAGUAUUUAUUUAUGUAUCGUCACUGCAAAGGUAUAUUGCUCUCUUGUUGUUGCACUGAUCAAUUUUCAAUUGCUUCAAAGUUUUAAGUAAAUGGUCAUUUCAUAUGUUAUAAUUUUACAGAGUCUGUUAUUGAAACACGUGUAGGACAAUCUCUAGAGUAUGAAGUUAACAACAGGGCAGAAAUGGUACACCUCUGUCGCCGUACAGCCUCAUAAUCUGUUGGGGCCAACUGCAGUAUUUAAAGCAUGUAACAGCUAUGUCAUUUAAUGGCAGUCACUUGUAUCUAGUUUAAUUCACAUUUUGAACACACUGGCUAAAAGGGAUAGUUAACCCAAAUAUUUUCAUUUUGUUAUUUACUCACCCUGGUGCAUUUCAACCUUUGAAUGCACUUUAUCUUGAACCAAAGUGCUGAUCUUUUACAAAGUGAUGUUUUGGGUUUUCAGAUAACGAUUGUGAGCCCUCACAAUCUCAAUACUCUAUAAACUAAAUUGUGACGCUUUUUUCAAUAAACGUAAAUAAUUUUUUAAAAUGGAAAUUAAGGUAAAAAAACUGAAGAUCAAAGAAAGCCAUCCAGGGUUUAUGGUGAACCUUUACAAGAACCUUAAGAGACUGACAAAAAUGUUAAAAAUGGUAUAACCAUCCCGGUUAUUGCCGCAUGACUGCCACUAGAUGGCAGUAAAGCAAUACCAUGUAAAUCUAAUAAUGCUUGGACCGCUGUUCUCUUAGUCUCUGUUCUCUUAACGGGAAUUGUUUUAGAAACAAGUCUCACACAUAAGUCACUACAUGAACACAACAAUUGAUCUGUGUGUACCAAAAAUAAACAGGUUUAAAUAUCAGUAUUAGGCCAUAAUUAGUGGUCCCUGACACAGCUAAAAUAUUUUUGUUUAAAGGAGCUAGCCCUGCUGGAAAAGAUCUAAUACAUGGUUAGCCUAUAUUGAAAAUUGUAUCGCUACUAUAAUGUCUCUGAUGGUUUCUACUGGCAAUAGGUUGGUUUCUAUUAGUGGGAAGUUAUGUGGUGAUGGCAACCCAAAGAACACAAUAGAUUAAUCUGGAAUAAGGCAUAAAACGCACUACAUAAGGAUUUUUCAUUAUGUCGUGUGUUUUCAUUAGCCUACUGAUGGUUCAUUAUGGUAUUAAUAUUAGAAUUUGUAUUGUUUUUUUCUAGCAGGGAGCGUACAAAUG
Messenger RNA from Triplophysa rosa, 7229 nucleotides. It is a transcript of the gene nlrc5, whose product is annotated as NLR family, CARD domain containing 5. The record is from RefSeq and is a predicted model, not a curated record. Lineage: Eukaryota; Metazoa; Chordata; Actinopteri; Cypriniformes; Nemacheilidae. Gene Ontology annotation, biological process: positive regulation of transcription by RNA polymerase II; positive regulation of MHC class II biosynthetic process; inflammatory response. Gene Ontology annotation, molecular function: protein binding. The coding region runs from base 367 to 5643 and encodes 1758 amino acids. The transcript has 44 exons.